Drosophila melanogaster (fruit fly) is the source of this 952-nucleotide messenger RNA. RefSeq names its product deadhead (gene dhd). Gene Ontology annotation, molecular function: protein-disulfide reductase activity. NCBI's taxonomy places the organism in Eukaryota, Metazoa, Arthropoda, Insecta, Diptera, Drosophilidae. Gene Ontology annotation, biological process: cell redox homeostasis. Gene Ontology annotation, cellular component: nucleus. The record is from RefSeq and is marked reviewed. Bases 290 to 613 code for a protein of 107 amino acids. The transcript has a single exon.
AACACACUCGGUUGGCUUUCCCAACGACCUGGCAACCCUAACACGCCCGCCAUUUUGCACUCUCCAUGGGCCGCCAUUUUGUUUAGCGGCCACGCGAGAAUUCAGCAUGCAAAUUGGCGGGAAUUCCACUCUACACACCGCCACUUGGAGACCCCUAUAAAGUCGCCUACGCAGCCGCCAUUUCAAUCAGUUCACAAUUUGCAGCGAAAGCGCCAACAGCCCCAUCACGUCAAGUUCUUUAAUUUAAAAAAAAGAAGAAAAACACUUUGCUAAUCCUCGCGACAUAAAAAUGGCAUCCGUACGCACCAUGAACGACUAUCACAAGCGCAUCGAGGCGGCCGACGACAAGCUAAUCGUGCUGGAUUUCUAUGCGACAUGGUGUGGUCCCUGCAAGGAAAUGGAGAGCACCGUCAAAUCGCUGGCCAGAAAAUACUCCAGCAAGGCGGUGGUGCUCAAGAUCGAUGUGGACAAAUUCGAGGAGCUGACGGAGCGCUACAAGGUGCGCAGCAUGCCAACGUUUGUCUUUUUGCGCCAAAAUCGACGCUUGGCCUCCUUUGCCGGCGCCGACGAGCACAAGCUGACCAACAUGAUGGCCAAGCUGGUGAAGGCGUAAGCAGCAAUCCUGCCCAGCAAUUAGCAAUCAGCAGCGCAUCUUUUUUUUUUUACUUAUUUAACUCAUCUUUUAAACAUGUUCGCCUCAUUUGUGUUCGUUUAUGUAUUCGAUGUUAUGUGUAUGCUCAUGUGAUGUUUAGCUUGUAAGCGCGAGAUGUGGGUAGCAGGAGAUGCAGUGCAGCCAACAGCAGUGACCAGAUGAUAUAUGCUAUGCUACUACUACUACUUAUAUGCUAUGAUUUGUGGCGCGGAGGCGUGUCUGCGACACAUAAUCCCGCCCAUUUAGCUUUAAGAUUCAGGCACUAAGAAGCAAUUCGAUCAAUAAAUUAUUGUAACCACU